CGCGCCCUUCGUCGUCUUCCGCGUGUGUGUUUUGCUCGGCGAAUCAUUCUGUUCGCCAGUGUCGUGAGUUCAAGGCCAUGAACGUUAAUCAGCGACGAGCUUUCGUGACUGAAAGGCGGCUAUGUAGAAAUUGCAUGUCGUCUUUCCAUGCCACCGCUAAGUGCAGUUCGAGUCAGAGCUGUCACACAUGCGGGGGACGACACCAUACAAUUCUCCAUCUGGCAUCUGCUGCCACUGCAUCCCCUUCCGUUUCCUAUGCUAGAAGGAAAUCCCUUUCAACGGCAGAACGUCCUUCUUCGCCCUCUGUUUCAUCAGAGGAGCCAACCCGUGCUGUCACCUCUCCGGGCACCUCAAUAAGGGCUCGAUCAGCGGGGAUCUCGAUGAUGUCACGCCGGAGCCCUGAGGCGGGAGGAUCAGUGUCGUCUCGAGCCUCGCCAGCUUCACCACCCUUUCAUUCUUCCCACUCCUCUGGAAGUGGUUCCGAAUGACUGCACUGGUCAUCUCGCGGUUGUCUUACUCCGUCAAACAAACAUCUGUCUUCGUCUUUCCGUCUGUUCUCUUCUUAUCGUCUGUCUUCAUCUCCGCGGUCUUCUUUGCGUCAGACCAAUAAUCCUGACUAUCUCAUGCCUACCGCUUGGAUACGUCUUGAUAACCGGCGGAAUGUCGUGUUCGGCCGUGCUCUCCUGGAUUCCGGCUGCCAGCACACCCUCAUCACCCGUGAGUGGGCCUCCAAGCUUCGUCUAUUCAUCCACCCUGAAACCAUUCAACUUCGCACCUUGAGUAACGCGGAUCAGUUUCGCAUUCAGGGGUACGCAUACGUCACUCUCUAUCACCAAGGGGAUCCUCCCAAUCUUAUCAUCAAAGCUUACGUUAUUGACAGCCAAAUAGAUCCUCUUCCUGUCAAAGCAUUCAACGGCCGGUGGCCUGAGUUUCAGAAACUCAGCCUGGCUGAUCCACUCUUUUUUAUUCCUCGUGCCAUUGGAAUGUUGAUCGGCUCGGAUGUGCUUCCUCAUCUAGUUCUUCCUGGCACCUUGUGCCCAUCGUCUGAGCUUCCAGGUGCAUUAUCUACCACCUUAGGUUGGGUACUUUAUGGGCCGUAUGCUCGCCAUCGGAGGAAGACAAAACACGUGUCUUUCUCACCAGCCACUGUUCAUAGUCGCAUUCGACCUUCUAGACAAAACACUUUUCCGUCAUUUUCAGCAGGGUCAUCAUCUGCUGUGUCUUCUCCAUCCCCUUCUCAGCCCAAAGUCCUUCUAUCAGAGGCCGCCUGCCAUGUUCCUUCGGACAAUACUGAUUCUUCUGAUGCUUCUGCCCGUAUCUCAUCAUCUGAUGUGAUAAGUUCUCCUGUCAUCACGGACCCUCUGAGCUCCCCGCGUCAUUCAGAUCAGGAACUUGUCAACAUCGUUCGGCGUUUUUGGGAACUCGAUAAAGUACCUGACGUGCUUCCUUUGACCCCUGCCGAGAAGGAGUGUGAAGUUCUGUAUCGCGCUGAAGUCACUCGUGACUCCACUGGCAGAUACACUGUUGGUUUGCCCUUCUCAUCUUAUCGUCUGGGUACCUCUGUCAAUGUGGCGACUAGGCAGUUUCUUCGAUUAGAAAAUCGUCUAGAAAAUAACCCUGAUCUUCGUGUCGCCUAUCAUGAGUUUAUGCGAGAUUAUCUCUCGAGUGGUCACAUGGAAUUGGUUCCUGAAUCAUUUGACCAUCCUCGAUAUGAACCUUAUUAUAUUCCUCAUCAUCCUGUACACCGUCCAGAUGAUCCUGCUACUAAAAUUCGAGUUGUCUUCAACGCCUCUUGCGCAUCUGCUAAUGGCAAAUCCCUCAACGAUCUCCUGCUUACCGGCCCGAAGCUGCAAGCGGACAUUUCCACUCUUCUGCUUCGUUUUCGUCUACAUCAAUUUGUUUUUACUGCCGAUAUCAGACAGAUGUAUCGACAGAUCCUGAUACGCCCUGAGCAAAGGGAUUAUCAACGCAUCGUCUGGCGUUUCUCCAAACGGGAACCCCUCCAAUAUUACCGUCUGAACACAGUCACCUAUGGAGUUUCCUCGGCUCCUUACCUAGCACUUAGAACCCUUCAUCAGCUAGCUUCGGACGACGGACUCAGAUUUCCUACGGCAAGGCAAGUCUUGCUGAAUGAGAUUUAUGUCGAUGACAUCUUGACCGGCUGUUCAUCCGAAUCUGAAGCUCUUGAAUUGCGAAAGCAGGUUCAAGACCUGCUCAUGGCGGGUGGUUUUGAGCUGCGUAAAUGGGCUACUAAUCAUCUUUCCCUGCUAGACGGUAUCCCAUCUGAUCAUCGUAGGGAAUCCUCCUCUAUUGACCCCCUUCUUCUUGACCGUGAACCAAGUCUCAAAAUUCUGGGACUUGGAUGGAAUCCUGCAUCUGAUCACUUCUUUUAUUCCGUCCGUUUAAACUCAACGACAGUCACCAAACGGAAUGUGCUGAGUCAGAUGGCUAGAAUCUUCGAUCCUUUGGGAUGGCUAACUCCAGUCACUUUCUAUGCCAAAAUCUUCUUUCGUCAGCUCUGUCUACUUCAUCUAGAAUGGGAUCAACCUCUCUCGAAUGAGAUUCAAAACCGGUGGUUGCAGUUUCAAUCCCAGCUUCCCACGUUGACAGAGCUUCACAUACCACGAUUCAUCCCUGCCGUUUCUUCUUCUGUUCAUCGCUUCAUCGGCUUCUGUGAUGCCUCUGAAUCCGGCUAUGCUGCAGUUGUUUAUCUAAGCACUCCUACAUCGUCCGGUCGAUUCCACGUGUCUCUUCUAGCGGCCAAAUCCAAAAUUUCUCCUUGUAAGGCAAUGUCCCUGCCUCGUCUAGAACUCUGCGGUGCCCACCUUCUCGCAGAACUCAUGCAUCAUUUGUCUACCCGCGUUUUACAGAAUCUCAGUGCUGACUAUAUUGCCUUUUGCGAUUCUUCUGUUGCCUUGUCGUGGAUCCGUGGUGAGAGUCACAGGUGGAAGACAUUUGUUGGCAAUCGAGUCGCUGAGAUACAGGAUUUGAUUCCUUCUAAUUGCUGGAGGCAUGUGAUAUCUGAAGACAAUCCAGCUGAUUGCGCCUCUCGAGGAUUGAUGCCCUCAGAUAUUCAUCACCACCCAUUGUGGUGGCGCGGUCCUCCUUGGUUGUCUCUCGACCCAUCCUCGUGGCCUCUUUCCUCUGUCGAUUCAUCUCAAACUGAACAGGUGGACGACGAAGCAAAGCCGAUCUCCUCCUUAAUGUUAGCGGCCAUCUCCAAUGAACCCACCUUCAUAGAACGUUUCUCUUCGUAUCUUCGUCUCAAGCGCGUAACUGCCUUUUGUCGACGUUUCAUGUUCAGUCUCUGCAUUUCGCUGAGGAGCUAG
Molecule: messenger RNA, 3329 nt
Organism: Harmonia axyridis
Lineage: Eukaryota; Metazoa; Arthropoda; Insecta; Coleoptera; Coccinellidae
Exons: 3
Coding region: 624-3329 (901 amino acids)
Source: RefSeq, a predicted model, not a curated record